This is a messenger RNA of Candidula unifasciata, 1268 nucleotides long. The record is from the annotation of a GenBank genome assembly. Lineage: Eukaryota; Metazoa; Mollusca; Gastropoda; Stylommatophora; Geomitridae.
AUGGGCCAAUCGCUUGUGGUAGUCCUUAAUGGGUAUGAUCUCUUGAAAGAAGCACUGGUUACAAACGAGGAUGCCUUUAAUGAUCGACCUUUUGUGCUGUUGGAUGGGGUAAUUGGCCUUGCUUUUGCUAAUGGAGACCUGUGGAAGGAACAAAAAGCCAUCACUAUGACAAUCUUUCGCAACCUUGGAGUGCACACACAAGUUAUGUCAGAGAGGAUUUCUGAAAUAGCAGCCAUCAAUAACGACCUCAUCGGGCAGCAGAAAGGACAGCCUAUAGAUCUCGAAGAGAUACUAACCCUAAGUAUAACCAAUGUUGUCAGCUUUAUCAUGUUUGGACGAUGUUUUGAAUAUGACGAUGACAGACUUAUCAAAACCAUUACUUAUAUAAAAUCGAUUAUUGUAGACGGCGAUACACGGAAUCUCGCGGCCUAUUUCCCAUGUUUAUCGUUCCUUCCUGGAGACGUAUUCAAGCUGAAGAAGAUUGCUGAACAAGGACGCUAUAUCAUGAACUCCUUUUUCAGGGAAAAUAUUCAGAAAUGUACAAGUGAAAAUAUCGACGGUCAUAACUUUGAUAAUUAUGUCACAAUGUAUAAUACUAAUCGAAACCAGAAACUAGAAGCUGGAAAGUUCACCCACUUGACCGAUGAAAGUUUGAUAAUGACUGUAUAUCAUCUGUUUGGUGCUGGAAUGGAAACUACCUCAACCACACUGAAAUGGUGUAUUCUAUACUUUCUGCAUUACCCAGAAACUCAAGAGAAAGUCUAUCGCGAGAUUGAACAAGAAGUAGGUAUUCACAGAUCUCCCAACAUGGCCGACAAGAACCAAUUGAAUUACUUAAAGGCCUUCAUUCAAGAAACUCAAAGAAUUACAAGUAUUUUUCCAUUAAGUGUUGCGCAUAUGUGUUCUAAAACAACAAACUUAAGGGGAUACACAAUCCCAAAGGGAACUCUGAUAAUUCCCAAUCUGGACUCCGUGUUACAUGAAAAGAAGAUUUGGGGUGAAAACCUACACAUUUUCAACCCUGAACGCUUUCUCGAUAACACAGGUAAAGUUAUAUUCGUAGAAGAAUUUGUCCCUUUUUCUUUGGGAAAACGUAUGUGCCCCGGAGCGGCAAUGGCAAGAAUGCAAUUGUUUUUAUUUCUUUCUUUGAUGGUUCAGCGUUUCAAAUUUGUACCUUCGGAGCCAGGCAGCCUUCCAUCAUUAACACCUCAGUUUGGUCUUACUGUUUCUCCAAUGAGAUUUCAAGUGAGAGCUUUAGAGAGGAACUU